CGUGAUCAGCAGGCAGUGCUAUUGCAGAAGAUUUUCCACUUGACGUCAUCCCCGAAUUUGUUUUCAAAAAUCCUUUUUUGGAAUUGGGUAAUUCUUUGGUGGUCCUUCAGCGAAAAUCGAUAAUUUGGCAGCCAUCGUCGCUUCCGCCCCGGUUAUACAAGAACCCAUCCUUGCCGAUUUGUUUGAAUUACAGAAGAAAAACCGAAGUUUGGCUGAGGCUCGGUCUGUUCUCAUUUCUGCCAUAACACGUCUUCCCUCGUGAUGCCAAGCCACUAAUCACAAGCAAAGUGCGUAAUCAUUCAGAUUCACACUCACAUUUCCUAAACUGAAAUUAGAAACAAAACAAAAUGUUAAUCAGUAAUACGCAAGACUUCCUCGUCUUUGGGUGCUGUACAAGAAGGUCGGCGGUGCGGGGACCAUCAAGCAUGGUUAGACAGUCAAAAUCAAAUCAAAUGCCUUAUAUCCAUCGGCGGAGGUCCUAGCGUGCGACGAUCUUUGAAACGAAGAUCUUGAAGCUACGAUCUUGAAGUGAGAAGAAGGUGUACAAGGAAGGUCAGCCAAUCGGAAGUUGAAACGCCCAACAAAUUUGGGUGUGACUGCCAAGUAGGAGUGGGUGUUGGCCUUUCGUCUCAUGACCUUAUUAAUAAUAAUAUUUAUACCCUUUUCUGGUACGAGAUUGAUGUCUUUCUUCCGAUUAAUGCUUAUUUCAAGGUGAUCCCGUACACUGAUUUGUCGUUUUUUUGUUUUACCUGUUUAAUUACCAUUGCCAACCUGUCGCGGAUGGUUUACACCAGUUUACGCAACACGCUUAUGGUGUUUGCCUUUCUCUUUUUCGAAUGUAGAACUGUACUAAGGUUUUUUUCUUUUUCCGUUGAAGGGUGACAACCAACCAACAUCUCUUUCAUGAGAGAACGAAAAACGAUGUGGGAGCAAGAGUGGACUGGCUAGUCUAUAUAAACCUCCUUUGGCUGUGGACGGGUCCAUCGAGUGUUCAACUGAAGAACGAAUUCCAACCGGAUAUUUUGACGUAACAAGUAUUUUGUACAGAUAUUUUGUACAGACAUUUUGACGUAACAGUGGUUUGUUACUCUUCACUCAUCAAGCACGAAAGAUUGCAGUUAAUUAAACAGAGACAGAGUUUGUUUCGCCAUAACAAAGAGUCUAGGGAAAGCCCCUGACAAACCCGUUAUUGUUAAAAGAACACGAAGCAUUUAAGGAAAUGUUUGCUUCAGCUAUAAUAUUUGCAGCUGCUGUCCCACUGGUAUUGGCAAACAACGCGCCAACCUAUUCUAGUGAUGUCUCCAGUACGGCCGACAAUUCGUGUGAGAAUUAUCCUCCGCUUAGUGGUGCAAAAGUUCCACAAAAUGGAAAACCGUCUAAUUCUUCUUAUCCUGAUGAUGGCUGUGGAGACUAUUCUGUCCGAUUUAAGGGCGAUGGAUACUGUUAUUCACUUCUGAAGAAAGGACCUUGUGAGAAUGUGUUAUUUUGGAUUACGGUCGACCCGUAUACUUACGAGGGAAUAUGCACUCCUCGCCUUUGUGGCAGAGAAAAAGUGUUCGUCGGUCGAGAUGGUCUUUGUCACGAUAUUUACGAUACUAAAGAGUGUCGUGGAGGUAGGCGUCUUUAUUACUCGGCUUACGGAGAUCCAAUUUGUGAUUGUCCUAUUGGGCAAUAUCCAUUCCCAUCGGAAGAAGACGAUUGCGUUCCUUUAUUUACCCAAGGGCCGUGUCCAACCAAUCAGGUUGUAUCCGUUAGUUCAUCUGGUAAAUUAGAGUGUUUCCCCAACACUUGUCAACUUGUUGAUAGAUAUCAGGACUGCCUCCUGCAAUUGGUCCCAGUUAAACAAUCAAGAAUAAGUAACGAUGACAACGGCGAUGAAUAUGGAUACUGCUAUGGGUUAGGCACUCGUGGACCUUGCUCACCUUCUGAACUUUUUGGUUACAACAUCUUUCACUGUCAGGGAGAGUGUGUUGACAUGGAUGACCCUAGAACGCCUUACUUUUCUUCUCCGGAAGAGAAUGCAAUUUUAGAUGAUGUCUUUGAUCGGGCCGCAAACGAACCCAUAAAAACAAAGAAUAACAAAAACAAGUAGAAUUCCAACAUCUCUCCUAAAUCCCUGUCAACCUGGCGGUCGAAACGGAAAUAAUUUCAAGUGUGCAAAUCCUUUGGUUCCUAGUAGACCCAUACGUGACGUUAGUAAGCCUGUCAGUCCUGCUUUCGGUUGCCGACCAAAUGAUUUCUUGCGAGCUACUGGACAAUGCGGUAGCAACCGUGGGCCAGCUAGCUGCGGACCUUCUUACAAAUUCAUCAAAGCUACAAACCAAUGUAGACCAAUUCGCUUUUGAAUUAAAUUCGCUUUGUAAUUAAAGAUAAUCCUGAAAUUCAACACAACUAAUUU
Messenger RNA from Daphnia pulicaria, 2398 nucleotides. RefSeq lists its product as uncharacterized. Lineage: Eukaryota; Metazoa; Arthropoda; Branchiopoda; Diplostraca; Daphniidae. Bases 1220 to 2092 code for a protein of 290 amino acids. The transcript is spliced from 9 exons. The record is from RefSeq and is a predicted model, not a curated record.